AUGGUAAACUCACAUCUUGAGGUUCGAGAGAACCAAAACACCAAGAAUGGUGUUACGGCCAAGACAUUGUCAACAUUCACAGUUGGAGAUCCCUAUGAAUAUGCAUACGGUUUAAACAACUACCAUGAGUCGGAGUCUAUUCCUGGUGCAAACCCCAGGGGAUGUAUUCACCCCCAAAAAGCAUUAGUGAACCUCUUCCCAGAUCGGCUGUCGACAGCGCCCUUUACUAUCUCACGUAAAGAGCAGAAGCAGACGUAUUUCUCUCGGACACUGCCAUCAACGUCAACGAGACAAUACACAGAAUGGAAGCCGAGAUCUAAGCUACCCAACCUGAAGCUGUCGGAUCUCCAAUUCAAGCCAAUUCCAUAUAUCUUUCCACCACAAGAUAUCAAUGAGCAAGAUGACUUUAUAACAGGUCUUAAGGUCCUUGCUGGGGUAGGCGAUCCUGCUAUGAGGAAAGGACUAGCGUAUUACGUCUACUCUGCGGGUUUAAGCAUGCCAGAUAAUCAAGCCUUCACUAGUUCCGAUGGUGACUUACUCAUAGUUGCCCAGCAAGGUUCUCUUGACAUCAUGACAGAAAUGGGACCGAUGAGAGUUCGCCCUUCUGAGAUAGCGGUCAUCCCUCGCGGAAUUCGUUUCCACGUCUCGCUAGUAGAAGGUCCGAUCCGUGGAUUCGCCCUCGAGACAUUCAUAGGCCAUUUUGAGUUGCCUGAGUUAGGGCCUAUUGGUAGCAGUGGGCUGGCGAAUGCCAGAGACUUCCAAAUUCCUCAGCUGCAGCCAUAUAAGCCAGGACCUGAUACAGAGAUUAUUAACAAGUAUUGCGGCGAACUAUUCUCUACGACCAUGAAGGGAAGCGUGUUCAACGUGGUUGGGUGGCAUGGUUCCACCUUCCCUUUCAAAUAUGACCUUGGCAAAUACUGUACCAUGGGUGCGAUCUCCUAUGAUCAUGCUGAUCCUUGUAUUUGGACUGUCUUCACAGUAAAGAGCGACGUUGAGGGAAUACCAGCGGUUGAUGUUCUUGCUAUCCCCCCGAGAUGGGUUGUCCACGAGGAUACAUUCAGGCCACCUUCUUUCCAUCGCAAUGUCGCAUCAGAGUUCAUUGCUAUCAUCAAAGGUUCUCUAGAUGGGAAGAAUGAUGCCAGUGGGCUCUCGUCAAUCAACAUUAAUUUAACGGCACAUGGACCCACACGAGCAGAGUAUGAGACAGGUAUUUCGGAAGACCAAAAGCCUGUUCGAAUCAGCAACGAUAAUAUGUUGGUGAUGUUUGAGAGCAGCUAUGUCCUCGGAAUCCCGGACUGGGCUACAGGAGGCAAGACAGUUGCAAUUGGAGAUAGAUAUAGUGAGUACGAGCCAGCUCAGGUCUGA
This is a messenger RNA of Thyridium curvatum, 1365 nucleotides long. RefSeq lists its product as uncharacterized. The record is from RefSeq and is a predicted model, not a curated record. Gene Ontology annotation, molecular function: homogentisate 1,2-dioxygenase activity. The coding region runs from base 1 to 1365 and encodes 454 amino acids. Gene Ontology annotation, cellular component: cytoplasm. Gene Ontology annotation, biological process: L-phenylalanine catabolic process. NCBI's taxonomy places the organism in Eukaryota, Fungi, Ascomycota, Sordariomycetes, Thyridiales, Thyridiaceae. The transcript is spliced from 6 exons.